Molecule: messenger RNA, 656 nt
Organism: Prunus persica (peach)
Lineage: Eukaryota; Viridiplantae; Streptophyta; Magnoliopsida; Rosales; Rosaceae
Product: GPI-anchored CFEM domain protein A
Exons: 1
Coding region: 75-428 (117 amino acids)
Source: RefSeq, a predicted model, not a curated record
UCCACGUCCCGCUCAUAUUUGACAUUUCAGCCUGUACUGUUUUAGAUUCAUCGGAGGACCAUUAGCAUUUAGCAAUGGGUAGUUUUAGUUUCAGUUUGAAGUCUUUAACCCUUUUUGCUUUGCUUGUUUCAAGUGUUGUCCUGUCCGAAAGCCGGGUGGCAAGAAAGGACCUGGGGAUAGACCUUGGUGGGAUUGGGGUUGGAGUGGGAGCUGGAUUAGGGAUUGGGCUCGGUGGGAGUGGAGCUGGCUCAGGUGCUGGAUCGGGGUCAGGUUCGGGAUCCGGAUCUAGCUCUAGCUCCAGCUCUAGCUCAAGCUCAUCUUCUUCGUCCAGAUCCAAUGGGUCGGGCUCUUCCGAAGCAGGUUCGUCUGCUGGGUCUUAUGCCGGGUCUAGGGCUGGGUCAGGCUCAGGAAACGGAGGGCGUGGAUAAGAGGCUCUAGCCAUGCAUGCAUGGAACUGUAGCUCGUGGCAUGACGAUUAGUGACAAGUUUCACCUUAUUCAGCUAAAAAUGUAUGAAAUGAUGAAUUUGAAUAAAUAAUGAAGUAGAUGGUGCUAUCAAAAAAGAAGGUGGUGAGUGUGAUUGUCUGUAAUAUGUUGUACCUUUCUUAGAGUGUUUGUCAAUAAAAGAAUUGGCCAUGUCUUUGCAUAUUUCUUCCA